AUGUUGAACGACCUUCUUAAAACGGCUACAACGUUUCUGCACCAUGAUGCCACUUUUGAGAAGAUAGCUUCUGCUGGCAGUAAAUGUUUCGUAGAGCUGUGUGGUGAGGAAGAAAGCGACUCUCUCCACGCCCUGCUUUACGGGACAUUUGUCAUAUUUUCUGCCAACGUUAAAGUCCACCACGCUCGUCUGCCCCCAAAGCGAAGAGGCUGCUGCUCAAUAUUCCUACAGUGGUUGGGAGCAGAUAAAAAGCCCACCAACUGGAGAUGGAGAAGAAGCCAGCAGGAUCUGACACCUGUUUGCCUCAACCAAGGAAACAGCUCCGCUAACUCUGCUGAAAUACCUGUCACGUAG
Molecule: messenger RNA, 354 nt
Organism: Psylliodes chrysocephalus
Lineage: Eukaryota; Metazoa; Arthropoda; Insecta; Coleoptera; Chrysomelidae
Source: the annotation of a GenBank genome assembly